GCACAGAGAGUCACUAGUCAAUUCCUAUUGGCUAGUAACUUGACCGCAUUAUGCAAAUAACUAUGCAAACAUGUACUCUUGAACCUGUGAAGGUGGUGUAAUACGCUGCAUGUGUCGAGAGUCUCUGUUGACAUCCUCGUUCUUCUCGGUCACACUUCAAAAUUCCCUCGGGAUGGAAAGAAUAAACUGUGCCAUAUCCCUAAGCGAUAGGUUGCCAGGAUUGGGUAUAUUCCGGUGCGAUGGUGUAAAUUUUCACCUACUUAAUUUACAAGUGAUCGGUUGUCUGUAUAUGUCUGUAUAUGUCUGUGUCAUCACUGGCGACUAUUUGGCAUAGCUCUCAACGACGCUUAGCAAUAUGUCACUCACUGAGCUCCAGGACGCGAAAGUCGCUAAUGAAGUAGAGGCAGCCUAUAGCUUCCGCUCCCAGAAUCCUAUAAGCGAAGGGCUUCGUCAGAGGAUCGCAGCUGCACUAGGCUAUAAGCCAGCUGACUUCAAUGGCGCCGCUGCAAUCGCUAAUAUCGGCGAGGGCUGUGGUAACCCUCUGCUUAUUGCUAAUUUGAGGGCGGGAGAGUUUGUUGUUGAUCUAGGAAGCGGAGGCGGGUUUGACUGCUUCCUUGCGGGUGAGCAGGUUGGGCCGACCGGCAAAGUCGUCGGGUUUGAUAUGACGAGGAAUAUGAUCGAUCUCGCCCGCAAGAACGCCGCAAAGAUUGGACUCACGAACGUAGAGUUUACUCACACAGAUAUCAACAAACUACCACUCCCGGAUAACUCGGUGGACUGUGUUAUGAGCAAUUGUGUUCUGAAUCUGAUCGUAGACGACGAGAAGCUUCAAGUUGUCCGGGAAAUACACCGCAUUCUCAAACCGUGUGGUCGUUUGGCCGUGAGCGACUUCCUAGCGCUCAAGCCAUUGCCUCUUCAUAUCAAGAAUGAUCCGGCGUUACGUUCUGGUUGCAUUUCUGGCGCUGUCGAAGUGUCGCAGAUGCAGAAAUUCUUAUUCGACAUAGGUUUCGAUGGCAUGUCACCAUAUACUCCAUGA
Molecule: messenger RNA, 1036 nt
Organism: Daldinia vernicosa
Lineage: Eukaryota; Fungi; Ascomycota; Sordariomycetes; Xylariales; Hypoxylaceae
Product: S-adenosyl-L-methionine-dependent methyltransferase
Exons: 3
Coding region: 356-1036 (226 amino acids)
Molecular function (GO): methyltransferase activity
Source: RefSeq, a predicted model, not a curated record